AUGGAGAACUGGUCCAGUGUUGGGACAAGCAGAGUAGCGAAACACAGAUCCUCGGAUGGAAAUUUGGUGACAUUUUUUUAUACUGCUUUGGCUGAGGCACUGGAUGAUGCUGUUGUAGAGUUCUUCUUUGCCAAGAACAUCUCCUUCAACACAAUCCGAAGAGACAACUUGAAGAGAAUGCUGAAAGUUGCCGCAAAAGUGGGGCGUCCAGCGAUUGACAACCUCAUGGGAUGUGAGAAGUUGCGGACAACUAAGCUACAGCGAAUCUACAACAACGUUCAGAAGUGGCUUGAAGAUGUGCGGCUAAGUUGGAGGAUAUAUGGUUGUACCAUUGUCACGGAUGGCUGGUCUGAUAUUAAGAAGCGGUCUUUUAUCAACUUCAUGGUCAAUUCUGUGAGAGGCUCAAUUUUCCUGAAGGCUGUGGACAGCAAGAACGCGAAGAAAACCAGAGCAUGGUUGUUUAAGCAGCUGAAACAAGUGAUUGUCAAGGUUGGUGCGGAAAACGUUGUGCAGGUGGUGAUGGACAAUGCAAGCAACUACAUGGUCAUGGGGGAGCUUUUGCAACAGGAGUUUCCACAGAUUGUACACAUUCGCUGCAUUUGCCACAUUAUGGACUUAUUGUUCGAAGAUAUUGGAGCUCUGUCUUGGGUGCAGCCUUUCGUCGAUGGCUGUGCGAAGAUAGUUACCUUCAUCACCUCAAAGCCAUGGUUUAAGAAGCCGGAUGGCCUGGAGCUGCGAUCUCGUGUUCUCGAUGACUCGUUCUGGGAGUGGUGCGAGAAUUUGUUAAUUUUGCUCAGACCUUUACUUCGAGUUCUUCGGCUCGCUGAUCAGGAGGGGGCGACUUCAGGCCUCAUCUUUGAAGCUGUUGAUCGGCUGAUUGAGAAGAUGGAUGAAGGAGCUCAAAAUGGAAUUUAUGCAUAUGAGGAAGUGGGACAAAUAAAGGAUUUCCUACUUGAAUCACACGGUCUGAAGGAGGCAAGGUGGUAUCAAAUGCACAAUGUCAUUCAUGGAGCUGCUUUUGCUUUUCAUCCUCUAUUUCUGGGGGAUAACCCGGAGAACAACAAGCUGGACAAUGAGGCAUGCAAGAACUGGCUGGAGUACAUGCAUGUUUAUAGCUGA
Molecule: messenger RNA, 1119 nt
Organism: Selaginella moellendorffii
Lineage: Eukaryota; Viridiplantae; Streptophyta; Lycopodiopsida; Selaginellales; Selaginellaceae
Exons: 2
Coding region: 1-1119 (372 amino acids)
Source: RefSeq, a predicted model, not a curated record